Oldenlandia corymbosa var. corymbosa is the source of this 2328-nucleotide messenger RNA. NCBI's taxonomy places the organism in Eukaryota, Viridiplantae, Streptophyta, Magnoliopsida, Gentianales, Rubiaceae. The record is from the annotation of a GenBank genome assembly.
GUUUUAUUGCGUUUUUGCAAUUGAGAAAAAAUAUUAAGAUCGGCUGUCGGAUAAGGAGUCUGACUAACCGACGUCGUUCAGCUAAAUUGUUAUGUAAAUAGCUCUGCCGUCAAUCGUUGAUUUUGCCUGUGUGUCCGCCGACCCCAUCGGCCGAAUCCCUCCCGUAGCUGUUUUUGUUAUUUGUUUAUAUAAAACCCUAAUUCAUCUCCCUCACACUCGGUUCAACCAAAACAACCGCCAUGGAUCAGCUUCUGUCUUCCUAUACAGACGCCGACGACGAGGAACAACUCUCCUCUCCGGAAUCUUCUCCGGUCAGAACCCUCCCGGCGAAAUCUUCCGCGCCCACGGUAGACGACACCAUGUUAGCUCUUACGGUUACCGGUUCCAAAGGCGGGCAAUCGAAGCCCCUGGAUCCGACCCAGCAUGUGGUUUCGUUCAACCCGACUUAUGACCAGCUCUGGGCGCCGAUUUACGGUCCGGCGCAUCCCUACGCCAAAGACGGCAUCGCCCAAGGGUUACGGAAUCACAAGCUAGGGUUUGUCGAGGACGCCGCCAUCGAGUCCUUUGUGUUUGACGAGCAGUACAAUACGUUUCAUAAGUUCGGUUAUGCUGCGGAUCCCUCCGCCAAUAAUAUCGUCGGCGAUGCGGAUGCGCUUCAGGAGAAUGGUGGAUUGUCGGUGUAUAAUGUCCGGCAGAACGACCAUAAAAGGAAGAGGAUUGAGAAGAAGAAGGAGAAAUUGGAGAAAUUAGGCGAAAUUGAUGUUGGAGAAGAAGACGAGGAAGGUGGUAAUGGUGUGGAUAAUCCCGCGAGCGAGGCGUGGAUAAGGAAGAAUAGUAAGAGUCCUUGGGCUGGGGAAAGAGAAGGCGUAGGCGGAGAGUUGACCGAGGAGCAGAAGAAGUACGCCGAGGAACACGCCGCGAAGAAGAGGAAGGAAGGAGAAGGGGAGAAUGAAGGUGGUGCUGGUAAAGGCAAUGCCGGCGGCAUGGUUGAUAAGAGUACUUUCCAUGGGAAAGAGGAGAAGGAUUAUCAAGGAAGGUCGUGGAUCGCUCCUCCUAAGGAUGCGAAAGCUACUAAUGAUCAUUGUUACAUACCCAAAAGAUUGGUGCAUACUUGGAGUGGACAUACUAAAGGGGUUUCGGCCAUUCGAUUCUUCCCCAAGCAUGGUCAUUUGAUACUGUCAGCUGGAAUGGACACUAAGGUGAAGAUAUGGGAUGUGCACAAUUCAGGAAAAUGCAUGAGGACUUACAUGGGGCACUCCAAGGCAGUUAGGGAUAUCUGGUUUAGUAAUGAUGGGAGCAAGUUCUUGACUGCCAGUUACGAUAAGAAUAUCAAGUACUGGGAUACAGAAACAGGGCAAGUUAUAUCAACUUUUUCGACUGGAAAGAUUCCGUAUGUAGUGAGGCUUAAUCCCGAUGAGGAUAAGCAGAAUGUGCUUCUGGCUGGGAUGAGUGAUAAGAAAAUUGUACAAUGGGAUAUGAAUACAGGGCAGAUCACUCAAGAAUAUGAUCAGCAUUUAGGAGCUGUUAAUACAAUCACUUUUGUUGAUAAUAAUAGGAGGUUUGUUACUUCAAGCGAUGACAAAUCCCUUCGUGUUUGGGAGUUUGGUAUUCCUGUGGUUAUAAAAUAUAUCAGUGAACCUCAUAUGCACUCAAUGCCAUCCAUUGCCUUGCAUCCCAACUCCAACUGGCUUGCUGCACAAAGUUUGGAUAAUCAGAUUCUUAUAUAUAGUACAAGAGAAAGGUUUCAGCUUAAUAAGAAGAAGAGAUUUGCAGGGCACAUUGUAGCUGGUUAUGCCUGCCAGGUCAACUUUUCACCUGAUGGGCGAUUUGUCAUGUCUGGAGAUGGUGAGGGCAAGUGCUGGUUUUGGGAUUGGAAGAGUUGCAAAGUGUUCAGUAAACUUAAAUGUCAUGAAGGGGUGUGUAUUGGAGUCGAGUGGCAUCCACUGGAGCAGAGUAAGGUUGCUACAUGUGGCUGGGAUGGUUUGAUCAAAUACUGGGACUAGUGGUGAAGCUGCAGAUUGUACCGAAUUUGUAUGGUCAAGCCGGUCAAUUGGUUUGAAGUUGGCGUGAGUUUAGGCUUCAGCAUAGUUGUAAAACUAUCGAUGAUCAGAAUUUACUAUGUUGUACUGUACUAUCCUCUAGAUUUAAGUCAAAUCAGGUAAAUUUAGGUCGCUGUAUCUGUUGUGAAAAAGCAGUCGUUACUAAUCUUUGGUUUGCCUGAAAUCCACUAAUUUUAAUUUUUUUUACCUGUUCUUAUACCUUUUGCUUUUUCUCUUUUUGUUUUCAGUGCCAACUGGUACUGGGUAAUCCACUAAUUCUAUACUUUGC